This is a messenger RNA of Sodiomyces alkalinus F11, 1907 nucleotides long. Its product is annotated as cytochrome P450 76C2. The record is from RefSeq and is a predicted model, not a curated record. The coding region runs from base 71 to 1687 and encodes 538 amino acids. Lineage: Eukaryota; Fungi; Ascomycota; Sordariomycetes; Glomerellales; Plectosphaerellaceae. Gene Ontology annotation, molecular function: heme binding; oxidoreductase activity, acting on paired donors, with incorporation or reduction of molecular oxygen; monooxygenase activity. The transcript has 4 exons.
CGAAAUAUGGCCAUCCGCCUUACCACCCUUCUCACCCACAACACGCCACCGAUCCAACGCCCAAAGGUCCAUGUCUCUCCAAGAAUGGAUAGCUGCGGCCUUUACAUAUCUGGCCCUGGUCUUUUUGGCAGCCAGCGGCGUCGGGACCGCCGUCAUUGUCUUGUAUAGACUGUUCCUCCACCCCCUUGCCAGUGUCCCCGGCCCCCGGUGGGCGGCCAUCUCAAGCUUCUGGUACGCGAUGCAAGUGCGGGACGGCCGUAUGCUUGUGCUCGGAAAGACGCUCCAUAAAAAAUACGGCCCGGUUGUAAGGGUGGCCCCCAAUGAGGUCUGGUUUGACAGUCCAGAGGCCUUCAGGGUCAUAUACCGAGCUGGUAGCGGAUAUCAGAAGUCUGAUUUCUAUUUGGCCACGAUACUGCAAAGACCUACAAUGGAUUGGUGUCUUCGAAUACACUUCCCAGACACUCUCGAUUUCCUCUCUGAGCGAAAUAUUGAUCGAUACCGUCUGCAAAGACGACUGGUCGGACCACUAUACCGCAUGGACAGCGUCCAGAAGUACGAGGACGCUGUCGACGGCGUCCUGGAGCGAGUCGUCGCCCGCAUCCACUCUCUCGAUGGCGCCGAGGUCGAUCUGAAGGAAUGGAUGCACAUCAUCGCGGUCGAGUGUCUCGGCGCGAUCGUGCUCUCCUGGUCUCCUGGCUAUCUGAGGGAUAAGACUGACUGGGGCACCAGCAGUCACGGCUACCUCAGCUGGAGGCGCAAGAGCGUCUUUGGCUUAUUCCCUGUCAUCGUCAAGGCGGAGCUCAUAUCAAAGAAAGCCAGCCAUGCGUUUGCCAGGAUGAUGGGACUGACGUACAGGAGCAGAAAGGAUCUAAAGCCGUUCUUCCCGGGUGUAUAUCGGCAUUCUUCACGUCGGAUCGCGAAUGCGUUGAACUCGAAACCCACAAAAUCCUCCAAGCCCCCCAAAGCAGCACCCAAGGAUGCGCGCGAGGAUCUCCUAGCUGAUCUGAUCAAACUCCACAAGGAGAAACUCGAGUUCAACGAGACAUACUUACGGCGCAUGGCCGUCACAAACUUUGGCGCCGGCCACGAGACCAUGUGCUCAGCAUUAACUUCGAUCAUGGCCAUGAUCGGAUCGCGGCCAUCCGUGCAGCGGAGAGUCGCCGACGAGAUCCGCAGCGCCGUCGACCCCGCCCGCUUCGACAACGCGAUUUUUUUGCGCUACACCCAAGCCGUCAUCAAGGAGGCCCAGCGCCUCCACUCCGUGCUCGGCAUGUCGCUCUCCCGCACCGUGCCGCCCGAAGGCCUCCGCGUCCACGGCUACUUCUUCCCUGCCGGCACCACGGUAGGCUGUAACCCCGUGGCGCUCCAUCGGAACCCGGAAAUCGUCGGCGCCGACGCAGACGUCUUCGAUCCGGACCGCUGGCUGGGGGAUCCGGAGUUGCGGAGGCGCAUGGAGCGGUACAAUCUCACCUGGGGCGGCGGCGGGCGGACUUGUCCCGGCCGCCAUCUGGCAUACCUCGUGCUGUACAAAGUGGUUCCUACGCUUCUUCGGGAGUUUGAGCUCGAGGUUACUUUGCCGCCGGAAGAGGAGGUUCGUUAUUACUUCAUGGCCAUGUUGACGGGGGUCAAGGCGCGGUUUCGUCCCCGAGGAGAUGCCGCGUCACAACAGAAGCAAACAUCCAGGUGAAAGAUUGGCAUCGGUGACCAUAUGGCUGCUAUAGGAAGGCAAAGAUAGUGAGAGAACAUCCAAAUCUCGUGGGAUCUUAUGCUCAUUCAUGACUUGAGCCUCCGUGGCUCGCCACGUUCGUAAAGCUUGACGCCUUGGGGCUUGAGUUUAUUCGAGUGGCGUCUUUUAAUGACGAUGUACCAAUGUACUCCGUAAUGUGUGGAUAGCCCGGAAUCCGGGG